Messenger RNA from Solenopsis invicta (red fire ant), 1884 nucleotides. RefSeq names its product acidic phospholipase A2 PA4. Lineage: Eukaryota; Metazoa; Arthropoda; Insecta; Hymenoptera; Formicidae. Gene Ontology annotation, biological process: phospholipid metabolic process; arachidonate secretion. The transcript has 4 exons. The record is from RefSeq and is a predicted model, not a curated record. Bases 490 to 1179 code for a protein of 229 amino acids.
UAUAUACAUCCAUAAACAUUAAAUGUUUAUAGAUCAUUACGAAGUAGUAUAGAAUUUUUUGAAAUUUGUACAAAAUUUCAUAAAUUAUAAUGAUUAUUUUUUGUAUUUUGUUGUAUGUUUUUACUUUUUUUAGAAUUUUGUAGAUCUCUUUUCCGCCAGGUUGCCAGGGGAAAUAUUUAUGUAUAGUAAAUUUCUCUCUUUGAUACGCUUUACGAUAGAAAAAAAUCAAUUGCAGGGUGGUCUACAUAAACAGUCUCUAUCACAUGAUUUAGGUUCUCCCCCAAUGUAUGUAUAACGCGACCAGUGCACGCGUUUAUAUGCGUAAGCGAAUAUUAGCAUUCUGACGUCUCGUACGAACCAUCAGUCUGAUAGUGGCUGCUGAGGAGAGACGAGCGAAUUUCGUGGUCCUGAACAGCGCGCCUCACCUUCGAUACCUUUGUGCGCGUUCGCAUCAUCACGACAAGAUCUAGGUCAACAUCAAAUUUCAACAUGAUUGCUAUUCUCCUUGGUGUUCUGUCGAUUCUCUGGGCUCAAAGAAUUGGGGCGAGCGUGCUGGUCGCCGACACUACCAUGUCCAGGAUGGUGGAACUGAAUGCAGAUGCACCCUUCUGUGCUCUUUAUAAUGAUCGCGGAGUCAUUCAGAGAAUGGUUCUCGGUGCGGAUCCCAGAAAAGUUCGACAAAUUUCCAGCAACCUUGUCGCCGACCUCGAAGAAACCUGCAAAGCUUCGCGUGUUAAGGGAAAGAAUCAAGCACCUGGCGGUGGUUUAAUAUACCCAGGGACCAAGUGGUGCGGACCAGGCAACGUGGCAAAUUCCUACGACGAUUUGGGCCAACAUUCGGUCGAGGAUGCGUGCUGCAGAGAACACGAUCAUUGUCCAUUCACGAUAGCACCGCAACAAUGCAUACACGGCAUUUGCAAUAACUCACCAUUUACUCGCUCGCAUUGCGAUUGCGAUGCCAAAUUCCGCAGAUGUUUACAAAAUCUCAAUACCGAAGUGGCCAAUACCCUCGGCGCGCUUUUCUUCAACGUGAUUCAAGUUAUCUGCUUUAAAGAGAGACGACCGUGCUCGCAGUGGCAAAGGAACGGUUACGCGGAGGCUGUGUCCGAUCGAUUGUGCUCGCAGUACAAGUUCCGACCCAGUGACAAAUACGUGCCCAUGAUGCCUCUGCACAAAUGAAUUUGGAAGUCUCCGGAAAGAACGGCCCUUAAAAAAAAAAGAAAAAACUGACAAUGAGAGAAGGGCUAAUAGUUAAUACCGCACCGACCAUAUCGUUUAUUUCAUAUCAAAUUGCCAUCCUCACUAUCGUGCACGUUAUUGCAGAGCAUGUACCAUUUAAGUAUUAGAGAUUAAGUUACGUUAGAUCUUUCGCAAUGGCGCGACUGCAAAUAUCAUUCGAAGCUUACGAUGGAGAAUUCCUUCCUGUUGUAUAUAUAUAUUUUAUCCCUACGAUCAUAGCCUGAUCCGUUUAAUUAUUUGUAAGAAGAUAAAGAUAUUUAGAAACGCUAAUCGAGCGUCUUUUGUGGGAUAGAAUUUCUCUGUAAGUUUGGAAGAAGUAUUACGGAAACAGAGUUUCUCGUUACAUGAGACAACGAUGUAUAUGUUAAUCUUUUUUUUCUAGCUAUUGUCAUCGAGAGUGAUAUGUAUAAUUUUAAUAUGUUAUAGUAAUUUAGUCGUUAGUAAAAUUGUAUAGUAUUUUGCAUAGAGAAUUAUUUGUCGUAAGUGUGCCAUAAUUUACAGUAUUUAAUUUUUCGUUUAUCAUAACUAAUAACUUUUACAUAGUCUAUUGUAGUUAGCAAAUAUUUAUCUUUGUAUGCAAAGAAAGCAUUGCUAUCUGGUUAAAAGUUACACAUGAAUAAAAAAAAACUAAUUCAGAGUUAAAAA